Ornithorhynchus anatinus (platypus) is the source of this 4623-nucleotide messenger RNA. It is a transcript of the gene TADA2B, whose product is annotated as transcriptional adaptor 2B. Gene Ontology annotation, cellular component: nucleus; SAGA-type complex. The transcript is spliced from 2 exons. Gene Ontology annotation, molecular function: transcription coactivator activity; zinc ion binding; chromatin binding. Bases 78 to 1397 code for a protein of 439 amino acids. The record is from RefSeq and is a predicted model, not a curated record. Gene Ontology annotation, biological process: chromatin remodeling; regulation of transcription by RNA polymerase II. NCBI's taxonomy places the organism in Eukaryota, Metazoa, Chordata, Mammalia, Monotremata, Ornithorhynchidae.
GGCCCCGGGGCGGCGGGUCCGGGGCGGGUCCGGCCGUGGGUUCGAGUGCGGCGCCCGGGCCCGGCGCGGGGGCGAAGAUGUCGGAGCUGGGGAAGAAGUACUGCGUGUACUGCCUGGCGGAGGUCAGCCCCCUGCGCUUCCGCUGCACCGACUGCCCGGACAUCGAGCUGUGCCCCGACUGCUUCUCCGCGGGCGCCGAGAUCGGGCCGCACCGGCGCUGGCACGGAUACCAGCUGGUGGACGGCGGACGCUUCACCCUCUGGGGGCCCGAGGCCGAGGGCGGCUGGACCAGCCGCGAGGAGCAGCUGCUGCUCGACGCCAUCGAGCAGUUCGGCUUCGGAAACUGGGAGGACAUGGCGGCGCACGUGGGGGCGUCGCGGACCCCCCAGGAGGUGAUGGAGCACUACGUGAGCAUGUACAUCCACGGCAACCUGGGCAAGGCCUGCAUCCCGGCCACCAUCCCCAACCGCGUGACCGACCACACCUGCCCCGGCGGGGGCCCGCUGUCCCCGAGCCUGACCACCCCGCUGCCCCCGCUGGACAUCUCGGUGGCCGAGCAGCAGCAGCUGGGCUACAUGCCCCUGCGGGACGACUACGAGAUCGAGUACGACCAGGAGGCCGAGGCCCUGAUCAGCGGCCUGUCGGUCAACUACGACGACGACGACGUGGAGAUCGAGCUGAAGCGCGCGCACGUGGACAUGUACGUGCGCAAGCUGCGGGAGCGCCAGCGGCGGAAGGACAUCGCCCGGGACUACAACCUGGUGCCCGCCUUCCUGGGCAAGGACAAGAAGGAGCGGGAGCGGGCCGGCCGGCGCAAGGUGACCAAGGAGGAGAAGGAGGUGCGCCUCCGCCUGCGGCCCCUCUACCAGUUCAUGUCCUGCAAGGAGUUCGACGACUUCUUCGAGAACCUGCACAAGGAGAAGGUGCUGCGGGCCAAGAUCCGCGAGCUGCAGCGCUACCGCCGCAACGGCCUCACCAAGAUGGAGGAGUCGGCCGAGUACGAGGCGGCCCGCCACAAGCGCGAGAAGAGGAAGGAGAACAAGGCCGCCGCCGCCGCCGCCGCCGCCGCCGCCGCCGCCUCGGCCGCCGCCUCGGCCUCCUCGGCCCCCGCCGCCAAGAAGGGCCGGGAGGACGGCCGGGACGGGGACCCCGCCGGCCUGGAGAACCUGCCGGGCUGCGAGCUCCUGUCGGACCGGGAGAAGGUGCUCUGCGGCUCCCUGGGGCUCAGCCCGGCCCGCUACCUGACGGUCAAGACCAUCAUCGUCAAGGACCACCUCCAGAAGCGCCAGGGCAUCCCCUCCAAGAGCCGCCUCCCCGCCUACUUGGACAAGGUGCUCAAGAAACGGAUUUUCAACUUCCUCACCGAGAGCGGGUGGAUCUCCAGGGAGGGGUCCUGAGGGCGGGCGCCGAGGGGGACUCGGGCCCCGCCCCGCCCCGCUCUUCUCCGGGCCGCCCCCUUCGAGCCUUCCCCUCGGGGACGGGGCGGGCGGGGUGGACGGAAGGGGCCGCGUCCCGUCGGCACGAGGCCCCGGACGGCGGGCGGGGAGAGGGGAGAGGGGGGAGGUCGCCUCCGCCCGGCCCGACGCUCGGCCCGGUCGGGUCGGGGCCUUGGCCGUCCCGGGCGGGGGCGGGAUUGUGACGUCCGGCCUUUUUCGAUGUUUUGUCGUCGUCGUCCCGUCGGUUACGGCGGAGGGUGAGGCCCUCCCGCGCCGGGGGGGGAGGUCGGCUCCCGCCGACGCCGCGCGUCGCGGCCCGUGGGCGCCGUCGCCUCCGAAUCUGUUGGCCCAGCGCCCCGAGGCCCAGGCACACAGCACUUUAAAACGGAGGGGUCGCCGGGUGGGGGGGGGCCCCCCGCCCCGCCGAGUCCCGUGUAGCAGAUUGGGGGACGGGGAGGAGGGCGGACCCGCUCGGCCCCGAGGACGAGAGCGGAGAAUCGGCGGGCGGGCGGGGCUCCGUCGGGCCCCGACGGCUUCCGGCCCCUCUCGGCCGGGGAAGAAGAUCCGGCCCCUCUCCUCCCCCCCUCACCUCUCGCUUCGCACGGCCGGGACCUCCGCCGUCUCGGCGGCCGGCCGGGAGCCCCCCCCCCCCCCCCCCCGGCCACCUCGUCGGGGGCCGCCCCCCGCCAUCGACCGAGGGGUCGAUCGAUCGCACCGCCGGGGCGCGGGCCGGAGGGCGGCGGCGGACGCCGAGGGUCCCGAAGCCUUCACCGUCCUCCCCCCGAGGGCUCGGCCGCCAAGGGAAGAGACGUCCGACGGAGCGAACGUGUUCAUGUAGCAGCUUCUCGCAGAGUUAUCCAGGGAAGAAAACUACCGAGUAGUAAAGCAGGGAUUUUAUAUAUAGGUUGUGAGUUCUUUUUCUUUUUUAUUAUUAUUAUUAUUAUUUAAAAAAAAAAAAGAAGCAGCAAAACAAAAACCAAGCAGUUAGUUGGCAGUUGUUCUCGGGUGAUUUUGGGGUGUUUUUUUUUUUUUAAGCAACUGGAAGCCGCAGGCGUCCGGACUACUUAUUCCGUCACCAGACGGUCCCCUCGUCGGCGGAAGCGCCACCCCUUUCCAGCCCCGAGAGAGAAUUCUCCUUUCCGAGUCAAGACCCUGUUCCUCCCUCUCUCCCCUCGGCGGGCGUCCUGCCCUUCGCCGACGGGGGGUUUCCAUCACGGGCUUCUCUUGAUGUCCCCGGGGCACUGUUAUUACUGAAACUUUUCUGGGGAGUGGCAUUUUUUUGCGGGGGGCGGUGAGAAGGGGAAUUUUCCUGUUGUCGAAAGCCCAAAGCCACUUCUGAGACGUGAUCCACCCUUGACCCCCCCCCCCCACCCGCCCCGCGGGGGCCCGACGGUGAGGUGCUAUCUACUUGCCAGUGUCUUUGCCUUGAAUUUUUUAGAAGUGAUUUUUUAAAAAAGUCAUUUUCCCUUUGGUUUUUUGGUCGUUUUUUCUUUUUAAUUUAAUCUUCAGCAUUUCCAAGGGAUUUUCAAUAUCGUGGUGCCUUCGCCUUUCCUCCUCACCUCAGGGUGAGAAGUCCCGGAGCUGAGAUAGCGUACAGCCGUGGGAUCUUUUAAGGGGUUGGGGGUGCCGAACACCCCCGGGUCGGCGUUGAAGAGGCGACCCGCCGCCGCCCGCAAGGCGGGCCGUCCGCCCCCUCGGCGCCGUAGAGAUCGCUCCGCACACCGGGUAGACGGCCGUCCCCUUCGGAAGCGGCUCCGAGGAUCGACGGGGGCGGCGGCCGGCGUGAUCCUGAAGGUUGGCGAGAGGGAGAGGCGCCGCCAGGUCGCCUUCGGCUCCGAGGGGAAGCCGGAUCUUUGUUCCCCACGCCCGUCGGCCUCUCCGGACGAGCGCGUCGGGGGAGCCGGCGGGCCGCGACUUGAGCUUCCCGGCGGGCCGAGUCCGGAGACGGGUCUGACGGCUCGGGACGCCCUGGCCAAGGUGAGGCGGAGCGGCCGAAGAGGAGAGCGGCCCCGUCUGCGGCCUCCUCCCUCCGGCCCCGGCGAGGAGGGACGAGAGACGGGACCGACGGGCGGGGUUCCUCCGGACCCGUCGUCGGUCGGUCUACCGCGAGACCCGUCCCUCUGACUCGGGGAGAUGAGACGAGCGGCGAGGAUGAUGGUUGCGGAAUCGAGUCCGCCUCCCCGCUCCUUUCCGCCGGCUCGGUCGGCGGGCCCCGGGAGGGGAAGACGUGGCCGUCCCCUCCCCUCCCGGGAGCGGAUCCGCGGUCGUCGCUUGGCGCGUCUCUAGGAAGCCCCUCUCCCCCACCCCACGGCCCCGUGUUAGGAUAUUCUCAUUCUCAAGAAUACCCGACGGGGCUUCCGAGAAGCCCCGACCGCCCUCCGCUCUCUCUGCCCGCUGCUCUCUCCUCCGCCUGUCCCCCUUAGAUCCUCAGCCCGGCCCCGGGCUCAGCUGCGAGAGUCCCAGAAGGCCGACCGAGGGCCGGAAAAAGGACUCUGGCCCACCGAGAAACGGCAAAGACACGAAUACCGAAACGGCCCUCGGCGUUCUUUCGACCAGACUUUGGUGCCAAACUCCACCCUUUUUUCCCCGAGAGUAAUUUUAAUUAGCGGAAGCAUGUUUUCUAAGUAGAAAAUGUCCGAAACAGAGCUCAGCGAGGCUGUUAAAAUAUAGAAUUUUUCCAGCAGCGAAAGAAACCCACCAAAACCCUACUUCCCAUUAAGCCAGGCCGUGGUGUUUUUUCUAACCGCUGAAGGUGUCCCCGUAUUGGGUGAGGUAUUUUGCUUAUCGAUAUCUUUUUUUUUUCCCUCGGAGCUCUGCACUGUUUGGGAAAACGACCCUAUCGUACCGACGUCCCAGUUGCGGUCAUGCAAAAAUCCAAACGAUUGUUAUUCUUGUGAAUAGAAACAAAAAAAAAAAGAUCGCUGUUUAAUUUUUCAGUGUAAAUAUGUACAUAAUUAAAACAGUUGUUUUCACAUGACUCCGUUUCACCUGUGUCUUUGAGGAAACCUGUCAGAGAGAAGAUUUGUCGAGCCCUCGAGAAACCCCACCUCGAGCUAUUUUCUGUGGUUUUUCUUUUUUAAAAUACUCUCGUUUUUCUAAGAGAGUGAGGUGAUUACUUUCGUUCUGAAGUGUGAAUUCUGUAAUGAGGAAGGCGGGUUCAAUAAAGGACUCGGGUUCAUUUGUCUGG